Molecule: messenger RNA, 1359 nt
Organism: Oreochromis aureus
Lineage: Eukaryota; Metazoa; Chordata; Actinopteri; Cichliformes; Cichlidae
Gene: wbp2
Product: WW domain binding protein 2
Exons: 8
Coding region: 178-969 (263 amino acids)
Biological process (GO): positive regulation of DNA-templated transcription
Cellular component (GO): nucleus
Molecular function (GO): transcription coactivator activity; chromatin DNA binding
Source: RefSeq, a predicted model, not a curated record
GCGUUUCACACGUAUGGCGGAAGGGCAGGUGCGGUAACCUCAGCAGGCUCUGUAUCACAACAACCGUUAUCCGCGCGGAGGGAAGACACCGAGGAUCCAGAGAGGCCUUUGGAUACGUUUUCCUGACUGAAUAAAACAGUAUCUCAUCUUUUGCAUACAAUCUGGAGGGCCGUCGACAUGACUCUGAACCAGAAUCACUCGGAGUCCGGUGGUGUCAUCAUCAACAACAGUGAAAGUGUGCUGAUGAACCAUGACAAUGUGGAGCUUGUUUUUUGUGACACGGAAAGGCUGCCCGAAGCCUUCAGAAAGAGCAAGAAGGGCAGCAUCUACCUGACUCCAUACAGGGUGAUCUUCCUGGCUAAAGGGCGGGAUGCACUGCAGUCUUUUAUGAUGCCUUUCUACCUGAUGAAGGGCUGUGAGAUCAAACAGCCUGUCCUGGGAGCCAAUUACAUCAAGGGCACAGUCAAUGCAGAGCCUGGAGGUGGCUGGGAGGGCAGUGCUACUUUCAAGCUCAUCUUUGCUGCUGGAGGAGCCAUAGAGUUUGGCCAGUACAUGUUGCAGGUUGCAGCUCAGGCAUCCAGAGGUCAGCCUGUAACUGCUGGCUUUGGUGGAUGCCCCUACAUGGCUAAUGGGGCCUACGCUUACCCACCUCCCCCUGCUAAUGGAAUGUACCCAGCAGGACCUCCGCCCGGCUACUCCUACCCUAACCCUCCUCCUCCAGAUGGAUUCUACGCCACUCCUCCAGCGUUUGAUGCCUCUGCAGCAUACAUACCUCCACCUCCUUAUUCUGCUCCUCUGGGUCAGCAGCCACCACAUGAUCCAGACCUCCCCUCCUCAGCAGCAGCGGAGGCCAAAGCCGCUGAAGCAGCAGCGAGUGCCAGCUGUGCCACGCUGCCCCCUACACAUGUGUACCUGCCGCAGGACAAGCCUCCUCCCUACUCUCCUCCAGAAGACAAGAAGAACCAGUAGACCUGCUUAAUGUCUCCCUCAUUCCUCCUUGUCCUCUGUCCUCCAUCCUGCUGGAUCUCAUUAUUUCUCUUACAUUAACCGGACAGUAGGAGGGCCAGUAUGUUCUUUUUUCCCCCCAAGUUUAUCCAUUUUUUCAUCUUAAUCUCCUUCCAGCUCAUCUCCAUUUUGAUCUAACCUUAAAGUCAUCCUAUUGCUUUCCCGCCUCAGCCUGCAUUCCUUGUAACGACUCAUAUAUUGUAAUCAGCUUCAUUCUCUUCAAAUGCACCUUUACGUGAUGUAAAGUAGCAAAGAAGAAGUGUUGGUAGCAAUCUCUGAGGAAGAACAGAUUGUUCAGGCCAAAGUGUUUGGAGUGGUUUUGAGGGCUUUUUUGAUUAAAACCUUGUAACCUGA